UUUACAGUAAGAAAUAUGCAAAUGACCACAAUAGACAAAACUAAACUUGAGAAGGAGGAUGUCAGCUGGUUUGACAAAGACAUUGAUGAUUUAGAAAUAGGUGAGACAGUAUCUGAAAUACCAGAGGACAUUGACCAGAAUCAAGAACAAAGAUAUCAAAGACGAAAGAGAGAAAGUUCCUCAGGAGGAAUAAGAUUUCCAAUAGAUUUAUGGGUAGCUUUGUCAUGUCAAAUACUACCAGAGCAGAUUCUGACAUUUGCACAGAUCUGUCGAGCAUCAAAUGCUGUUGUACAUACAGUACAGUUCUGGAAACAUUUAUACAAUAGAUUUUACUUUGAGAAAAGUGAACUUCCCGAAUGUUUAAGACUAGAGAACCUAGAGAGAAUAAAUGGACUACGACAGAGAGUUAUACGAUCCCUGUUCUUCAUCUAUCCUCCUUUUGUAGCAAAGAUCAUACGGACAAUGCCUUUUGAGGAUGAACCACAUUUUUUUGUGGGCCAAAGAUGCCUAUUUACUUGGCAUGAAAAAGUGAAAAAUGUGUAUAAUUUUAAUUUCAAAUUCAAAAAAGAAAGAAUAUAUGAAAUUAACAAACUGAAAUAUUUUAAAGAAACAACUGACUUAAAAAAUGGCUACAGAGAUUUAUAUUUCAAUCAAGAAAAUGAUUAUUAUGUUUUAGAAGUGACUUGCCAGACUUUCCUAUCUGUACCUUCUGUGAUGGGACUUGUUUUAAGUAAUGUCUAUCUUAAGUUAAGUAGCGGUAUGAGAUACCAUUGUUUAAAGUUAGUUUUUGAUACUAAUAUAAAAGGCAUUCCAGUAGGUAACAGAAAGUUCAUUGAAGAUACUGUUAUGAUUCUAGAUCCGGUCUUAAAUGUGAAAAUAUAUCCUUGGUGGCACCCUAAAUAUCCAUUCCUUAAUAAUUAACUAAUUUAUGUAGUCAUUGUAUCAGUAACAGAAACAUGUGUCAGAAGUUUAAACAAAACGUUACUAAAAAAAAUGGAGUUAUCUACCCUCAAUUAGAAAAGAAGAUUUCCAGUUAUUGCAUUUGGCUAACCUUCAAUACUCAAAUAUUAAAGUUUGGGCUAGUUUCAUGGGCCUGAAUUUCCUUAUUUUCUGAUAGGAUGUGUAUAAUAUGUAUAAUUUUUAUCUUGUUCAAGUGUAAUGCUUUUAUUUAAGGAGGCUCGCAGGUACAAACAAAUCAGCAUCAAAAAUCAAAUAUUUGAACAAUUUUUUUUUCAUUACAAAUUUUAUUUAUAACACUAUUAGUUGUUACUUUAUAAUAUGGCACACAGAUCAACCAAAAAAAUCAAUUCGUUAUGGACCCAGAUGACUUUUAAAUGUUUAUAUCAUUGCAAAAGCUCCACUUUAUCUCCCUUUGGUGAAAAAAAUGCAUUUUUUUGGCAUUUAAUUUGAAAUAUCUUUUCAACUUAUCAGUGACCUAUAUUUUUUUUUUUAUUUUUUCAUAUUAGCUGUACUUUAAGUAAACUAGUGUAUGAUUUAAGCGUUUCUGUAAUUUAGUUCUUUUUUAUUUCUAUAGUAUAUUACCUUUUUCUUCCUACUAGUUCAACAGAAAACAUAUAUCUAAACAAAAAUGCAUGCUUCUUUUGAAGGGAGAUUGUGAGCUUAAAUGAAAGUUGACACCAUAUUUUUCUUUUUUUUUUCUUUUAGGUUUGGAAAAAAGUUUAUUAAUAGAAAAAAGUAGGGAAAUUGGAUUAUUCUAUAAAAAAUGGAUUUAUAUCUGUGAGCCCCCUUAAGGAUACAUUAAAAUCAGGACAUUUUAGUGUUCCAAGUUAUUUUCCUUUGACAGUUAACAUGAUUAAAUGAUUUUGUUUUUA
Mytilus trossulus (common blue mussel) is the source of this 1832-nucleotide messenger RNA. Its product is annotated as transmembrane protein 183-like. Gene Ontology annotation, biological process: regulation of protein stability. The transcript has 3 exons. Bases 16 to 921 code for a protein of 301 amino acids. NCBI's taxonomy places the organism in Eukaryota, Metazoa, Mollusca, Bivalvia, Mytilida, Mytilidae. The record is from RefSeq and is a predicted model, not a curated record. Gene Ontology annotation, cellular component: SCF ubiquitin ligase complex.